AUGGCCUCUGAGAUGGUGUGUGGGCUGAUCUUCAGGCUGCUGCUGCCUCUGUGUCUCGCAGCCGCUUGCCUGUUCAGGUACAAUGGCCUGUCCUUCGUCUACCUCAUCUACCUCCUGCUCCUCCCGCUCUUUGCAGAGCCUUCGAUCACGUCCAUGCAGGGCCACACAGGCCGCCUGCUGCAGUCCCUGUGCUUCACCAGUAUGUCCUUCCUGCUGAUGCACAUCAUCUAUCAGAUUACCGUCAACAGCCUCCUGGCCGGGAACUCCAUCAGCUCCGACUUCAACUGUUCCACGUGGGAGAAAUCCAUCCGACAAAUUGGCUUUGAGAGCGUGAUUGGUGCAGAUGCGGGGAACGGCAUCCGAGUGUUCAUCCCUGACAUCGGCAUGUUCGUGGCGGGCUUGUCCAUCUGGCUGCUGUGCCGCAGCCUGGUCCAGAAGAGGCCGCCUGAGGACAUGGCUCAGGACAACACUGACUUUGAAGCAGAGGAACAAGAUGAAGAGGAGAAGCUGAGCCUGGACGACAACAUCCUGCUCGAGGAGGACUUCGAGGCGGGGUACGAGGCCGAGGAGGACGAGGAGCUCGAGGAGGAAGAGGAAGAAGAGGAGGAGGAGGUGGAGGAAGAGAAGGAGAGCACAAAGAUGAAGGUCCUGCGGUUAGUCGCGGAGGUUGCGUCCAAAGUGAAGGAGAUCAUCGGGAACUUGAUCACCACCGCGGGGAAGGUGGUGGUCACCAUCUUGUUGGGAAUGACGGGCAUCAUGCUGCCCUCCAUGACCUCUGCCGUGUACUUCUUCAUCUUCCUGUUCCUGUGCACCUGGUGGUCCCUGUGCCGCACCUUCGACACGCUCAUCUUCAGCUGCAUGUGCGUCCUGAUGGCCAUCUUCAGCGCCGGACACAUCAUCGUGCUCUACCUCUACCAGUUCCAGUUCUUCCAGGAGUCCAUCCCCCCCGGCGACGGCUACAUCAGCACGUUCGGCAUCUCCCCGGUCGUCCAGAGCAACUGCUCCUACACAUGGAAGCUCAUGGUGCACCCGGAGCGUAAGUGGUUCCACUUUGUGAAUCCCAUCAUGCUGCUGCUCCUCUACUACACGCUGGCCACGCUCAUCCGCCUCUGGCUGCAGGAGCCCAUCGAGCAGCUGACGGACGACAAAGACGAGGAUGUGUGCGAGGAGGAGGAGCUGGUCGGGAACAGAACCAGUAACUCGGCCAACAGGAAGAGGCAGAUGUGGUGGGAGUCACGCCAAGGAACUGACGAGAAAAACCUCCUCUCCACCCAGGACGGCAUCAGUACGACUGAGAAUGUGCCCACCUCCAACGGGACGUCUUUUGAGUUUGUCACAACUGAGAAUGGACCGGUCUGUGUGGACUUGUACUCCACCCCCCAGUAUAAAAUGGACCAGCCCAACGACGGUACAGAGAAGAAGGAUGAGUGUGUGUACGAAGUUAAUUUACCCCCGGAGGAGUCGGGGCUGGACGACGGAGAAGAGAAGACCGAGGAGGACGAGGACGGGAUCAAGCAGCGAGGAGUCAGCGCCAUGGUCAAAGUCUUUCACUUCAUCAUGAAGCAGAGCUACAUCUGUGCUCUCAUCGCCAUGAUGGCCUGGAGCAUCACGUACGUCAGCUGGUUGACGUUCGUCUUCCUCAUGUGGUCCUGCAUGCUGUGGAUGGUGAGGGACCGGCGGCGCUACGCCAUGCUGUCCUCUCCCUUCAUGGUGGCCUACGGGAACCUGCUGAUAGUGCUGCAGUACAUCUGGAGUUUCGAGGGGAUGUCAGUCGUCCCGGGGUUCUUCGUCAAGAAGAAAAACCCGUUCCACUCGCUCUCCUCCAAGGUCCUGUGUCUGCUGAGCUUCUGGCUGCUGCUCAGACAAACGCUGAUGGAGAGAGUGGAAAAACAAAAGGAAGACAGCGCUGGACUCUCCGACGUUCAUGUAGUGGAUCAGGAGAAGAAAGAGGAGGAGGAGUCUGAGGACCGCGGCGAGCAGGACACCAUGCAGGUCCUGGGCAACAUGGUCAUGGCUCUGCUGGUCAAAUACUGGAUCUACAUCUGCGGUGGGAUGUUCUUCAUCGUCAGCUUCGAGGGAACCAUCGUCAUGUACAAGAUCAUCUACAUGAUGAUGUUCCUCUCCUGUGUGGCGCUUUACCAGGUGCACUACGAGUACUGGCGAAGGAUCCUGAAGUACUUCUGGAUGUCGGUGGUGAUGUACACCAUGCUGGUCCUCACGCUGGUCUACACCUUCCAGUUUGAAGGCUCGGUGCAGUUCUGGUCCAACAUGUUGGGCUUGACCGAGAUGGGCCUGAGGGAUUUGGGCCUGGAAGUGUUCACGCUGUCCAAGUUGUUCACCAGGAUUCUCAUCCCCACCUCUUUCCUGCUGGUGUGCAUCCUCCACCUGCACUACUUCCACGACCGCUUCCUGCUGCUCACGGACCUCCAGGCUGUCGUGGCCAAAGAGGAGAGCACAAUCUACAGACUGGUGCACCAGGACGGCAGCCUGGCAGACCUCACCUUGCUCAGCGCCAGCUCGGUGGACGCGGCGCUGCCCAGAGAGCCGGAGGAGGUGCAGGAGAAGCAGGAGAAGCAGGAGGAGCAGGAGGUGUGGGAGCCGGAGAAGGAGAAGAAGCAGGUCCUGGUGGUUGUGAUGGACAACACUGACAUGGGAGGCGAGAAGCGAGGCAGCUUGCACGACCUGCCGCAGUCCAGCACAGAGGAGAGCCACCACUGCAGUGCCGGGACCGGGCCGGAGCCGAGCACCGAGCAGAGCUCAGAUCUGAAAAAUAAGUGGCACCUGGUGAUCGACCGUCUGACUGUGCUCUUCCUCAAGUUCCUAGAGUAUUUCCACAAGCUGCAGCUGUUCAUCUGGUGGCUGCUGGAGAUCCACAUCAUCAAAAUAGUGUCCUGCUACAUCGUCCUGGUGUCUGUCAAAGAGGUGUCUCUGUUCAACUACGUGUUCCUGGCGUCCUGGGCCUUCGCGCUGCCGUUCAGUCAGUACCGGCCGCUCGCCUCCAGCAUCUGCACCGUGUGGACGUGUGUCAUCAUCGUGUGUAAGAUGUUGUACCAGCUGAAGACCAUCAGACCCCCGACCUACUCCAUGAACUGCUCCGUGUCGGAGACGUACUCAAGCGACCAGAAGACUGAGCUGCAGGAUUCUCUGCUGUAUGUGGGACCAGUGGAUCCGGCCAACUGGGUGGGCCUGGACAAAUCCCCUGACCUGCUGGGAUACCUCAGGAACAACCUGCUGAUGUUGGCUCUCCUGGCGUUCGAGGUGACCAUCUACCGCCAUCAGGAGUUCUUCAGGCUGAGGAACAAGCUGUCCCCCCCCGCCGCUCGCAUCAUCUUCCACGACACCACGCGGCAGCACCUGGACAUCGGAAUCGUCAGCUUCGUCAAAUACUUCGUCAACUACUUCUUCUACAAGUUUGGACUCGAGACGUGCCUGAUGCUGGUGGUCAACGUCAUCGGGCAGCGGAUGGACUUCUACGGGAUGCUUCACGGCUUCGCUCUGAUAGCCGUCAUGUACCGGCGGCGGAGGAAAGCCAUCGCGGAGAUCUGGCCCAAGUACUGCUGCUUCCUGGCCUGCAUGAUCACCGUCCAGUACUUCGUUUGCAUCGGGAUCCCGCCUGCAGCCUGUAAAGAUUACCCCUGGAGGUUUCCCAAAUCUUUCACAGACUCCAAAGUGGUGAAGUGGCUCUACAUCCCAGAUUUCCACACCAAGCCCAAUCCGUCCUUCCUCAUCUAUGACUUCAUGCUGCUGCUGUGUGCCUCGCUUCAGAGGCAGGUGUUCGACGACGAGAACAAGGCGGCCGUCCGCAUCAUGGCCGGAGACAACGUGGAGAUCUGCAGAGACCUGGACGCAGCCUCGUUCAGCGUCCACAACCCCGUGCCCGACUUCAUCCACAGCAGGUCCUACCUGGACAUGCUGAAGGUCAUCAUGUUCAGUUACCUGUUUUGGUUCGUCCUCACCAUCAUCUUCAUCACGGGAACCACGCGCAUCAGCGUCUUCUGCAUGGGUUACCUGGUCGCCUGCUUCUACUUCCUUCUCUUUGGCGGAGACCUGCUACUGAAGCCAAUCAAAAAGAUCCUGCAUUACUGGGACUUCCUCAUCGCCUACAACAUCUUCGUGAUCACCAUGAAGAACGUCUUCUCCAUUCUGGCUUGUGGCUACAUCAACGCUCUGAUCCCAAAUCAGUGCUGGUUGAUCCAGUUGCUCAGUUUGGCCUGCACCAUUAAAGAAUAUAAGAUCAAAAUCAACCAGGAUCAUCUGCCGAAUCAUGAGCGCUGCGAGCUGCCCAGUGACGAGGCCGGGAUCAUCUGGGACAGCAUCUGCUUCGCCUUCCUGCUGCUGCAGAGACGAGUCUUCAUGAGCUACUACUUCCUGCACGUGGUCGCCGACAUCAGAGCGUCGCAGAUCCUCGCUUCCAGAGGAGCUGAGCUCUUCCAGGCCACGAUAGUGAAGGCGGUGAGAGCCCGACUGGAGGAGGAGCGCAAAUCUGUGGAGCAGCUGAAAAGACAGAUGGAGCGCAUUAAAGUGAGGCAGCAAAAGUUUAAGCGGGGCAAGGAGAGGAUGCUUAGCAUGGCGCAGGAGUCCGGAGAGGGACCGACGCUGGUGCAGCCCGAGGACGAUGACGACGGGGCACAUCGAACGAAAGCCAAGACCAAAAAAAAGCAGUGGUGGAGGCCGUGGGUUGACCAUGCUUCCAUGGUUAGAAGUGGAGACUAUUACUUGUUUGAAACGGACAGUGAGGAGGAAGAUGAGGAGGAGGAGAAAAAAGACGACGAGGUUCCCAAAAAGUCGGCGUUUCAGCGAGCUAUUGGGAAGUUUGUGUCUGCGGUUCUGGCUUUGCCGCGGUCUAUCAUUAAACUGCCUAAAACCGUCCUGCAGUAUGUAGUGAAGGCAGGCAAGUUCCUUUACCACGCCUGGAUCACAGACCCUAAAGCUGCACUCAAAGCUCGAGGAAAAGAGAAACGCAAAUUUUGGAAGAAAUACACAAAGGGAGUUAGACGCAGGAAAACUAAGAAAGAUGCAGCUCAUGUGACUGUAGAGGUCGGUGACUCGUCUGAUGGGCAAGAAAAAGACGAGAACAAGAAGUCUGGACCAGACAACAUCAUCAAGCGCGUGUUCAACAUCAUAAAGUUCACAUGGGUCCUCUUCCAGACGACGGUGGACAGCUUCACCAAGUGGAUGAACGACAUGUGCAGAGAGUACAUCGACAUCUCCACGGUGCUGCGCAUCGAGCGCUGCAUGCUGACGCGAGAGGUCAAAAAGGGUAACGUGCCGUCCAGAGAGAGCAUCCACGUCUACUACCAGAAAGCCAUGAGGCUCAACAUGUCCAGACAGGCCAGCAUGGAUCAGCUGAGUGAGGAGGAUUCGGUCUGCGGCUCCUCCCGAGUGCGGAGGAGGAGAGGAGGAUACUGCAUGGAGAGCCAGGACUCCACGGCCUCCAGAGACAGCAUAUCCAGUGCCGUCACUGAGGCCACCAACCUGUUCUCUCGCCAGUCCACGCUGGAGGACCUGGACGGGAUGCCGGAGUGCAUCCCCAAAACCAGCGAGCGCGCCAGGCCCAAGCUGCGUAAGAUGUACGGCCUGGACCAGUCCAACUCCUCAAUGGACAGUGCCGGCAGCUUCAUGUCCAGCGAGGCGACCCAGUGCGUCACGCUCUACUCCAGACAGGGAACCACAGACACUAUAGAAGAAGUGGAGGAUGAGCACGAUCAAGGGGAGGACAAGCAGCAGGUCCCCUGGGAGUCCCAGCAGCUGGACGACAGUGAGGUGCCUGAGGACGGUCCCUGGGGUGAAUCCAGGGAGACAGAGAAGGGGGACGACGAGGGGAUGGAGGGGAUGGAGGGGAUGGAGGGGAUGGAUGGAACUGACGGUGAAGAGGCUGUGGAGGAGACAGAUGUACCAAAGAGCAAAGAGGGACAAGAAGCUCCCUGGGGGUCUUUUGGCCCAGAUGAGGGCACCUCCCUCAGGGUGGAGGAGGCAGAGUCUGUCCCGUAUGUCCAGGACAAAGACUUCAUCUCUGAGAGUGAAGACGGAGGAGGACAGCAGGACCUGAUGCAGACAGAGGGGCGGAUGGGACUGAUCUACACCCCCGACACGGACGCUUCCAAAGUGUCUGACGCCGACGUGCCUCCCAGCUACAGCAAGGCGGUCAGCUUCGACCGCCUGGAGGUGAGCGAGGACGAGAGCGACAAGGACAGGAAGCGGCGUAUGAUUAUGACCUCAGACAGCCACUCGGACAGCAGGUCAGACAUCAUGUUACCGUCCAUGACCACCGAGCUGACCGCCAGUGAACUGCUGCUCAACAAGAUGUUUUAUGACGAAGAGCUGGAGCAGUCAGAGACUUUUUACCAAAGGCAGCCGCUAAUUCUCCAGCUCUGCUACGCCUUCUACAACAUGCUGGUGGCGCACUCUGAGAUGGUGUGCUAUCUGGUCAUCAUCAUCAACCACAUGGUGUCGGCGUCCUGCGCCACCCUGGUCCUCCCCAUCUCCAUCUUCCUCUGGGGCAUGCUGUCUGUGCCGAGGCCCAGCAAGCGCUACUGGAUGACUGCCAUCAUCUACACUGAGGUCACAAUUGUCAUCAAGUACUUCUUCCAGUUCGGCUUCCUCCAAUUAACCGCAGCAAUUACCGAAAAGGAUAAACCAUUUUACCUUCCCAACAUCAUCGGGGUGGAGAAGAAGGACGGUUAUGUCCACUACGACCUGGUUCAGUUACUGGCUCUCUUCUUCCACAGAUCCAUUCUGAAGUGCCACGGGCUGUGGGACGAAGACGACCCCAAGGAGAAGAGGGAGCCUGCCCGUCAGAGCGUGUCCUCGGACCGGGACGAGAGCGGGAAGGAGUCUGAAGCUGCCUCCUCGGUGCUCAGUGACAAGAUGGGCUCCACUCACACCUUGAGGUCCUUAAACUUUGGGACCUCCAUAGAUUCCGGACACGUCCAGGUGCAGUUCCCGCAGCAGCAGACCUACCAGCGUCGCAAGAGCUCCAGCGGAGGCUCGCACAUCUCUCACCGGUCACAUCAGUCAUCUGCCAGAACAAAAAGAGGAAGCACCACUUCCCACAACAGCAGCCGCAGGGACGGCAGCGAGGCCAGCGUCCAGCAGAAGACCCGCAAGCAGAUGAUCGUUGAGAAGCUCCGAGAGCAGCUCUACAAAGGGAAAGCCUUCAUCGUAAAGCGGUUCUUGGAGAUCUACCUUCCCAUCAGGCAGUUCUUCUAUAACCUGAUCCAUCCAGAGUACAGUGCCGUCACAGACGUGUAUGUUCUGAUGUUCCUGUCCGACACUGUGGACUUCAUCAUCAUUGUGUUUGGAUUCUGGGCGUUUGGUAAACACUCGUCGGCAGACAUCACAUCGUCUCUGUCGGAGGAUCAGGUGCCGGGACCUUUCUUGGUCAUGGUCCUGAUCCAGUUCGGGACCAUGGUGGUGGACCGGGCCCUUUACCUCAGAAAGUCUGUCGUGGGAAAGGUCAUCUUCCAGGCUCUCCUGGUGUUUGGAAUCCACUUCUGGAUGUUCUUCAUUCUGCCAGGAGUCACUGAAAAGCGUUUCGGUGAAAACAAGGUUGCUCAGAUGUGGUAUUUUGUCAAGUGCAUCUACUUCGGCCUGUCGGCUUAUCAGAUCCGCUGUGGUUAUCCCACCCGCGUUCUGGGAAACUUCCUCACCAAGAGCUACAAUUAUGUCAACCUCUUCCUGUUUCAAGGUUUCCGCCUGGUGCCGUUCCUGACGGAGCUGCGUGCCGUGAUGGACUGGGUUUGGACCGACACCUCGCUGUCUCUGUCCAGCUGGAUCUGUGUGGAGGACAUCUACGCUCACAUCUUCAUCCUGAAAUGCUGGAGAGAGUCUGAGAAGAGGUACCCGCAGCCCCGAGGCCAGAAGAAGAAGAAGGUGGUGAAGUUCGGGAUGGGGGGGAUGAUCGUGAUGCUGCUGAUCUGCAUCGUCUGGUUCCCGCUGCUUUUUAUGUCUCUCGUCAAAUCGGUAGCUGGAGUCGUCAACAAGCCGCUGGACGUCACGUUUGAAAUCACCCUGGCUGGUUUUCAGCCCAUCUUCACUAUGAGCGCUCAGCAAAAACAACUGCAGAAUGUGACGGCGGCCGAAUUUACACAUUUUAAAAAGACAUUUAAAAAAGAUGAUCCCUUGCAGUGGCUGGAGACCUACAUGCCCGAGGACCUGGUCAUCGCUGAGCUGAAAGGAAGCUCCAACUCUCUGUGGACCAUCAGCCCCCCCAGCAGAGCCAACCUGAUCGAAAUGCUGAAAUCCCCUGAGGACUUCCCCAUCACUGUGACCUGGAGCAUUCAAAGAAACCUCAAUCUCGGUGCCAAGGCUGAAAUAGCUUCUGGGAAACGAGUGACGAAUCUGGAACCGGAAACUAGGACGGACCUGGUAAAUGUCCUGAAUGGGUCAGGAAAUACUUCACAUGUGAAUCUAACAAACACCUUUCCUCGUUAUAUCCGAGCCCCGAGUGACGCCGAGGCCAAACCUGUGGAUCAGCUUUACGAUGAUAAAGAAAGGAUGAUGGAUAUAAUUUUGACGUUGAAUCGACCGGAGAGUUCCUCCGAUCAGAUCCAGGAAUGGUGGAUCGUCAACCAGACGGAGCCCGGCCCGAUACCGAAGAAGAAUGAAGGGCGUGAAGGGCUGCAGCUGUACGUGUUCAGCGACCAAGUCAGUCCGCCCAGUUUGGGAUUCCUGGCUGGAUACGGGAUCAUGGGCCUGUACGCCUCGGUCGUUCUCGUCAUCGGCAAGUUUGUGCGCGAGUUCUUCAGCGGCAUCUCCCACACCAUCAUGUUCGAGGAGCUCCCCAACGUGGAUCGCAUCCUCAAGCUGUGCACAGACAUCUUCCUGGUCCGAGAGACGGGGGAGCUGGACCUGGAGGAGGACAUGUACGCCAAACUCAUCUUCCUCUACCGCUCGCCAGAAACCAUGAUCAAGUGGACCCGGGAGAAAACUGAGUGAAACUCAGCGAGGGGACGUUAAAUCAUGGAGGCUUCUUUUCUGGAGAUGCUGGGUGGUGUGAGCCGCUACUUCAGCCGGUUUCCCAGCUGAUGGAGCACGAAGCCGCCGAGGACCUGGUGUGUCCUCCUCACACUGAGCUCUGGUGGCGGCGACGCAGCGUUAGCUCCACACAAAAACACUUUUUGAGUUAAGAACUGGUAUUUUUUACUCUUAACUGAUGAAAAACAGCAACAAAUUGCAGUUACAUUAUUAACGAUGGAGCACAAAUUUGCCGGUGCUGUAUAAACCUCGCAAAAAAUCCUGGCUCGGUUUGGAAAGCAGCCGGUGUUCAGUUGGAGACGGACAAAUCUUUUUGGGACAGUUUUUCUUAAGUUAUAAUAAAGUCUCCUGAUACUAAGGUGGAUUUUUGUCCACACACCCGUCGCUGCUCUUCACACUGUCGUCCUACAUUUACACAACCGCACAGCAGGCGGAGAGAAGCUCGCACUGGCCGCAACAUUACACUUUAAGGGCUUCCCACCAAAAAAAUAGAUGCACAAUUAAUGACCACAUGAGCACAAUCUCGUAUUUUCUCCGACUGGAACACUUUUGAUUGUGGGACUGUGCAAUACUGAGCUCCUGGUUCUCUCGACGUGGACCGAAAGAGAAAGGCUGCGUCUGAUUGGUUUGUUUUUCUAACGUCAGAGGCCUCAUGGGAAACUCUGCAGAGACACGACAAACCGGAAAACAUCAGACAAUCUUUACUUGCCUUAUUUUGUUUGUAUGAGACGAACUGAAACUCUAAUCAACUACAUAUCUUUCUCAGGAAGAGCAGUUUUCACAGAUAUUGUAUGUGUUUAAUGUUACAACAUGUAGGCUUUGACGGAUUUAAAAAGAUUAGGAGACCGAAGAAGCGUUGAGAACUAUUUAAACGGCAUGAAAUUUUAAAAUGUGGAUAUUGUCCAGAUGGACCGACACUGAGUAUGUUUACCGCACAUGGCCGCAGUUUAUAAGGCUGCGUUCAGAAAGUACAUUUCAUCGCUGUGGACUUUUUUCCCCCCUCCACACACACACAAGGAGAUUAUUUGCCAAUCAUCUGAUCCAUGUUCUGAAUCACCUACAGGUUGGCUCGAGUCGAAACCAGCAGAGGGCUGGUUCUGAAUCAGGGUAACGUGCAUUAGCUGGUGGACUCUUGCACUUCGCUGUUUUUAAAACAUUCACGAACUCUGUGGCGCCCACAGCUGUGCAGUCAGUCGUCAAGGAAAAACUGAAAGAUUCCUCACAUGAAGGGCUCUGACGUGAAGCCCUUUGGUCCAAACUAUGCAUUAGAGGACACUGUAGCAUGAAAGAGAAACUUCAUUAUUAAUUUUCAUUACAUGUACAUUCAAGUUUAAAGGGGACGGGAUGGGGAGGAAUGAAAUGUGAAAAUGUACCUGUAUGUUAAGGUAAUGUGGUAUUAUAGAGGUCCAGAGAUCUGCAAAUAAAACGUCU
Limanda limanda (common dab) is the source of this 10407-nucleotide messenger RNA. RefSeq names its product piezo-type mechanosensitive ion channel component 2. The transcript has 54 exons. The record is from RefSeq and is a predicted model, not a curated record. The coding region runs from base 1 to 8937 and encodes 2978 amino acids. NCBI's taxonomy places the organism in Eukaryota, Metazoa, Chordata, Actinopteri, Pleuronectiformes, Pleuronectidae.